AUGAUAACUACAAUUGUGAAUGACUUUUGCAUGAUGAAUAUGCUGUUCAGAUUAAUUCUUUUUGCCUUCAUUAUACAAAUCCAUCAUAUCGUUGAUAUCAAUGCAACUGGUUUCAUGAAUAAUGAACCUGAAACUGUUGAUGUAACAUCACAACCAGAUUCAACUGAUGCGAUUCAUGACGACAAUGUAACACCGUCAUUAUCAGAAUUAUCAUCAUCGUUGAUUUCUAGUGCGGCUGAUACUUUAGAAAAUCACACGAAUACUGCAGAGACAAAUUCGUCUACAAUACAUCCAAAUGUUACCUAUGUGAUUUUGCCAACUGAAUUUUAUUUGGGUCAAACAAAUUUAAUCACUGUAAGAAGUCGUGAACCAAUGACAAAAUUACGAAUUUCAAUGAAUGUCACUGAAUUACCAACCACAAUUGAAGAUCAUAAUCAAGUGUAUCAUUUACAACAAUUGAACACAACUGAAUCUUGGUAUGGUUUAGAUAUUCCAUAUGAAAUACCAUUUUUAUUUACACAUACUGAUUCUCUAUGGGUGAAAUUAAUAUUUAAUUUUACGCAUUGUUUCACCAAUGGUAACGAGUCAUGCACUGAAUUUAAAACCACUGAAGUGAUCAAUUCCAUUGAAUUAAAUCAACCGCCAAUUAUAAUUCUCGGUGAAACGGAUAAACCAAUUUAUAGACCAGGUGAAAAUGUACGUUUUCGUUUUUUAACAUUAAACUUAAAUAGUUUAUCACCGAAAUCAAGUAAUCUUCCAUUACCAGAGAAAAAAUUACUCAUACAAAAAGGUCAUAAAGGUCAUUUAGUUGAAAUGAAUCAUUUUGAACAAAUUAAAUGGCAUAAUAUAAUUUAUGAUCAAAUUAUUAUUACUGAUCCAAUGGAUAAUACUGUGAAACAAUGGUUCAAUCUGUCACCUCAACAAGUUAUUAAUUUGAAUUACCCAUUAUUGAAUAAUGCCAAAGAAGGUAAAUGGCGAUUACGUGCUAUCGUUAGAAAUCAUUUCAAAGAGAAUAUUGAAUUUACAGUGAAAAAGUAUAGUUUGCCAAAAUUCAUUGUUUCAUUAACAGCACCAAGCGCUGUUAAUUUUGAAUCACAGUAUGUUCAAUAUUCUGUAUGUGCAAAAUACACUAAUGGGCCACCAUUGAAAGGCAAUGCACAAACCAUCUUAUGUGUUUGUAAUGAUUAUAUUUGGGAGAAUCAAUUUCAUCAAUUAGAUGAUGAACAGACAGUGGACUCGAUUUUAACUACACCUCAAUGUCCAUUCGAUGGGUAUGAGACAAAAACUCGUCCAUGUAUUAUCACCAGUCAACCAUUAGAAAUGGAUGGUUGUGCACAAUUCAAUGUAUCCACUGAGAAAUUCGCUUUCUCUACGAAUAAAUAUUUUAAAUGGAAUCAAAUUAGUAUUUUAUGCACACAAGUAGAAGAAGAUGCAACUGGUUCCAAAUUGUACAAUUGUUUAAAAGGUGAUCAAAUUGAAAUGAAACAGACAAAUUUAAAAUUAGACUUACCAAGUGUGUAUAAAUCGAAAUUACCAAUUAAUGGUAAAGUGAAAUUGGCCAAUUUUGAUAAGACUAAGAAUUAUAGUGUGAAGAUUUCUGUAUCCGAUCAAAAAUGGGGUUGUUAUUGGCGUGAUACCGGAGAGGUGGGUGUUGAACAUUAUUUAAACAUCAUAUCAAUUAAUUCAACCGGUGAAGCUAUCGUACAUAUACCGCCAAUCACAUCACAACAUCCAGUAUCAAUUCAAGCGGAAUUAUUACAAUUGUCAAGCAGUUCAUCCAUCAAUUCAUCAUUAUCGAAUGAUGUCAAUUCAAUUAAUGCAGACUCACCUAAUUUCUUUUAUUGGCCAUAUACACCAUUGAUACAGGAUAAGAAAAUUAUUGACAAUGUAGUUUUAAGAUCAUGGGAUUCAGUGAGUCAGUUGUAUUUACAAUUAUGGCCACCUAAAGAUAAAAUAGUGACAACAUGCCCAAAUUUAAUUAAAUUAACAUUGUUAUCCAAUACACGUUUAUCAAAUAAAGCUAUUUUUAUCGAGUCAGUAGUUAGAGGUAAACAUUUGAAAAUUGUUCUGCCAGCAAUCGAUAAAAUAUCAUCAUCCGAUGGUUUGGUCAAUGAUGACAAUUGUAUUGAUCGAGACGAUGAAUUAGGUCAUUACAAGUGUGUCAGUUGGAAUUCAACCGAAAUCGAAUGUUUACCUGGUUGGAGUGGUGAGAAUUGUUUAGUGCCAGUUUGUGCUUUAGAAUGUAGUAAAAAAGGUGGAUUCUGUUCAAAACCAAAUCAAUGUCAAUGUAAAAACGGCUGGACCGGAGCUACUUGUGACCAAUGUGUUAAACGUGACAAUUGUUUACAUGGUAAAUGUUUACUUGGUGAUGAUUGUGUUUGUGAUCCUGGCUGGGCUGGUUAUUUAUGUGAUUCUAAAAAGGUGAUUUAUGAAAAAUUUGAAGAUAUCAUUGAUCCAAAUAGUACAAAGAGUGUAGAUCAAGAAACCACUGGCCAAGAUUUAGAUAAACGUCAUGCAACUACACCCACACCUUCAAACUAUACAAAACCAAUUCGUACACUUUAUCAACGAAAUAUAGAAUUUGAAAUUGAUGGUUCAUGGGGACCGAAAUUCACCGCUGUUCUUUAUAUUCAUGAUCAACAUGAAGAAACGACACCUGAGAUUGUGUCAACACAAAUUAUCGUUGAACAAAUUGGCAAUUGUUCCAGUGAUGCUAUUGCACUGGAAUCGAAAUCGAAGAGUACUAAUUUGAAAUUUAGUCAGAGUAUAGCAGAUCCUGGUGAAGCAAUUCAAAUGACUAUUACGCCACAAGGUGUGGAAAAACCAAAGUAUAACUGUCAUACGAACUCAGCAAAACCUGUUCAUAGCGAUCAGAACAGCAGAGGUCAGUUAUUGAAUGAAUUAUGCUUUGUUCGAAUCUCUGACACAUCGUUGGACAAUUUUCAAGGUGAUAAAAAUUUAGUCAAUUUGAAAUAUUUCACUGAUAAAUUAAUUGAUUAUUCUAUGCUAAAUGGAUUUCGACCAUUAGUGGCUAGUUCAACACAAGAAGCAUUUUUAGCUGCUGGUUUUCAACUUGGUUCAACUUAUCCAGAACCGAUUUUUGCUAAUCGUAUCUAUCCAUGUCCUUAUUUAGCGUUUUCAAAUGCUGUUGUGAUGGAUAGUGAUGGUGGUGUCCCACCUAGAGCGCCAUUACCGGUAGCCCCACGAUAUAAAAGUUUCCGCAAUACAAUGAAACCACGAUUAAGAGACUUUUUCCCUGAAGUAUGGUUAUUCGAUGUUAUACCGCUUAGUGACGAUACACCAGCACAGAUUAACAACGCUGACAAUUGUAAUGAAAAUGAGAUUAAGAAUAUUGAAUCAGAUGGAAUGAACAAAUUAAGAAGCAUUGCAUUGAAUCUCACUGUACCAGAUACUAUUACAACUUGGAGAGCAUCAGCCUAUUGUACAACAAAACAAAAUGGUCUAUGGAUUGGUCAACCACAAAUGUUAACUGUAACUAUGCCAUUCUAUGCUGAGAUCACAUUACCGAAAGAAAUGAAACGUGGUGAAAUUGUACACAUUCCUGUAAGUGUAUUUAUCUUAGAUAGGAAAUAUUUACAUCAAUCGAAUGAUAAUUCGGAUGUGACAAACGAAUGCUAUGAAAUUUCUGUUCAAAUUGAAGUAGACCACAAUGAAUGGUUAAUCACUACAUCAAAUGUAUUCGGUGGAUGUUUAUGUUCUGGUGAGAAAAGAACUUAUCUAGUCGGUUUAUUACCACAAAAAUUAGGUCAAUUAAAUGUGACUGUUGAAUCAUAUGCUAUAAGAAAUAAUGAAUUUUGUCGUCAAAUCAUGCCAACAGAUAAUGACAAUCAACAUACAUUGGUAUUUAAAUCACUUAAAACAAAAGAUAAAACUAUGCAACCGAAAUUAUUAUCUGAUAAACUUCGUCGUCAAAUCAACGUUAUACCUGAAGGUAUUCAACGUGAAACAACUCUUAGUGAUAUUAUUUGUUUAAAUGAACAACAAAUUAAAUCAACGCGUCAAUUUGAAUUUACUGUGCCUGAACAUAUUGUCAAAGAUUCAUUGCAUAGUUAUAUAUCAUAUAGUGAUGAAGUAUUAGGACCGGCAUUAGUGAAUUUAGACAGUCUUGUACGUUUACCAACUGGUUGUGGUGAACAAAAUAUGAUAUUAGUUGCACCAAAUGUCUAUAUAUUAGAUUAUUUAACAUCUACACCAAAUAAUAAUAGAGAAGGCGAUUUAAAUGACAAGAAAGAAAAGUAUAUCCAAUCAGCACGAUCGAACAUUCUAGCAGGUUAUCGUCAACAAAUGAAAUAUCGUCGUGAGGAUGGAUCAUUUUCUGCAUUCGGUAAAUAUGACAAACAAGGUAGUACAUGGUUGACUGCAUUUGUAAUACGUGUAUUCGCCAAGGCUUAUCAAUUACAACCUGAUUCAAGUAUUGAUUGGAGCAGUUUAUUCCAUGGUGGUAUAGAUUUUCUAUUAAAGCAUCAAAAUCAUGAAAAUCAUGGAUGCUUUGAAGAAUCCGGUAAAGUGUUAUAUUCUCCAUUACAAGGAAUUAAUCAUGCAGAUGCAUCAGAAUGGAAGAGUAUUCUACUUACAAGUUAUGUUAAUCUAGCAUUAUAUCAAACACAAAUGAAAUUCUUGAAAAAAUCUGAUGAAGUUUUAGUCGGUAGUGGUGAUGAUGAUAAUUUACCAGCUAAUAAUUAUACUAUUCAAUUAGACAAAUCAUUUGAUGCUGCUUUUAAAUGUUUAAACAAUAAAUUGUUGAGUCUUGAUUCAUUUGAAAAAAUACCUACACCAGUGCUGGUUCAAUUAAGUUAUACUUAUACAAUCAUGAAACCACAUGGUAAAUGGACUGUGAAACUUCAAAAUGAAACAAUCAAUAGAAAACAAGUCAGCACUGAUCAAUUUGGUACGAAAAUAUUUUGGUCCGGUAAUGAUUAUGCAACUCAUAACAACAACAACAACAGCACAACCGGAAAUUCUGAUUCUAUCAUCACGGAAGAUUGGAGAAGUAGGGAACCACGUGAUUUAGAGUCAACAGCUUAUACAUUUUUAAUGUUAAAUCAAAUCAAUCAGUCAGUUAGUGAUUUAUUCCCAAUUAUUCGAUGGAUUAGUGCACAACAAAAAUCGAAUGGAGGUUUCUAUUCCACACAAGAUACAAUACUUGGAUUGGAAGCUAUAGCUGUAUUUGCUAAAAGAUUAGGUCUAUCAAAAACUGUGAAUUCCAAUUCUACAUCGUCGUCAUCAAAUGUGUUAUUUAUUUCAAACACAAUGAAUUUGAAUAAUUUCAAACUGAAUGAUGAAAUAACUCCGGAAAAAAGACAAGUUAUUAAUCAAAUUGAAUUGGAGCCAUCUCAUCUAAACCAGAAUGAAAAACUAAUCUCUUCUACUUGGGAAUUGAACAGUAAUCAAACACAGACAGAUUGUAUUUUAGUACAAAAUACAUUUAUAUACAAUUUACCUGAGAAGAAAGAUAUGAAUAAAAAGAUUAAAUUAUCAUUUGAUGUGAUUCAACAGAACAAAUUAUCCAAUGUCAAUUGUAAAUCAGCUACAUUGUCAAUGUGUUUACAAUUGAACAAUAUGAAAAAUGUAACUACCAUAAAUACUGGAAUGUUGUUGGUACGUGUUAGUAUGGUUACCGGUUGGGAACCAGCAAUAGACGAGUUGAAUUCACAACUGGGCUCAGAAGAUGACUCGUUAAAAAAAGUUACCAUUAAUGAUCAAAAUGAAGUUUCAUUAUAUUUUGAUGAAUUCUCUGAAAAUGAAGUCAACAAAUUCAAUGGUGAUUGGACAAAAUUAAAACGAUGCGUCAAUGUCCCAUUAAAACAAACACAUUAUGUACAGAAUGCUAAAACCGCCACAAUCACAGCAUUAGAAUAUUAUACUCCAGAUGAAAGUGUUACAGUCAGUUAUCAAUUAGAUGAAUGCAAACAAGAAUGGAUUAUACCUUCUACAAAUGAAUCAUCAACGCAAGAGGUCACAGAAACUAUCACGACUACUGAGAGCAUUUUAUCAAAUGUCACAACUGCUUCACCAAUGAAAACACUUUGUCCAAUAUGCAUAGAUCAAGUGAAUGAUAUAAAACAACUUACUGACGAAGUAUUUACAUCAGUAUGUAAUUAUUCCGAUGGUAUAUUCUUGAUAAAAGUUAUCGGAUUGGAUAAUGGUAUUUUAAAUGUUACACUAAUUCAAAUAUCACCAUCUCAUUAUGUAACCAGUUGGAAUACAACCAUAUUAAUACCUAAUUUCACUCAAUGUCCAUGUCCACUACUUCAAACACACAAUAACUUGGUAUUAUUUUUCAAUAAAAGUACAUUGUUCUACCCUGGUGAUCCUCAACUUAACUUGAACACAGUGGAUACAAAGGUGACAAUUGUAUCCAGCGAGGAAGUGUUACCUAGUUUGAAAUUAGCCCAUAAAAAAUGGACCAAUAUGUCAUCUGCAGAUUCUGAUGAUAAUUUCUAUCAUUUUGAUUUAUUUAGUUAUAAUUGUAAACGAUUAUCAAUGUUCAUUAAAUACAUUGAAGCGAAAUUUCUUAUUUGA
Molecule: messenger RNA, 6543 nt
Organism: Schistosoma turkestanicum
Lineage: Eukaryota; Metazoa; Platyhelminthes; Trematoda; Strigeidida; Schistosomatidae
Source: the annotation of a GenBank genome assembly